AAAGUGCGGAGUGUUUAGCACACGAAACAACGCGUCGCGACGGGGAGGUAAGAUGGACGUCACUGCAUUUGGGGCAGCUAUCGUUGACACCAAGUCCCAAGAGAACGGACGUGGAGUCGUGUCGAAGUCUACCUUUUCCUUCCUCGAGCUGCCUCGCGAGCUGCGAGACCAGAUUUACGACUAUGUCUUCCACAUGCAAGACAACCGCGGCGAACGCGCUCUUCGCAUCGAGCGCCGCAAUCUCAAAUACUUUACACCCAGCGCCGCCGCCAUCCUCCUCGUCCUGCACCACGAAUACUUCCUACUCAGCCGGCAGGUUGCGCGGGAAGCCCUCGAAGUGCUCUUCAAAAACCACACAGUAUUUCUCAGCUGCGGACCCUUUGUGCUCAAAUCGCUCUUGGAAAGGAUCGAAGAGCAGAAUGGACCAGGCAGGCAGUGGCUGAGGUGGAUAAAAAAGGUAGAGCUAGACUGGGUAACAUUCCCGAACCUGAGAUGCUAUCCCCCAGACAGAGAAGAAGGGCGAGACGAAUGGUGGUGGGAGCAUGACGGGGAGGGAGUCGACGUCGACUACGUGCGCGGCGCUCAAUACAACGGCCACUACGACGAACACGACUACGAAGGCGGGCACUACGACGACAACUUCUACGAUCCAAUCGACGCCUCUCUUUACCCUUCAUUCCGCCAGCCCAUCGCCCCACAAACUACCGACGCAAACGACAUCUUCGGCUUCGCAAACCACUACCCCUUCUCCGACCCCUCGCGCGAACCCACCCACGAUUCCUCAACACAGGAAGACAUCUCCACGAAACUCGACCUCCUCGUGUCCAUGGAAGUCACACCCCUCUUCACAUACCUUUCCUCGUCCGCGUUCAGCCUCACCAGCAUCACCGUGCCCUUAUACUUCAUCUCGAGGGAAUCGCACCGCAACCGCAGCAUCACACGGCCGGGGUACGCUCUCCCGCUCAAAAUCCGCUACUGGGUGCAAGUAUGCGUGCAUGCCUUGCUCAUGCUUACUUCAACAUCCUCGCUGCAAGAAGUCCACGUCAAAUACCUGCCCUGGGAUAUAUGGGCGAGCAUGGAUCCUGCUGAUAACCUUCGUCGCAUCACGGAGAAGGGCGUGUGGUUCGAUGAGAUGGCAGACGGUCAAGACGAUGAGAGGGAGGGCGAGGGCGAGGCGUUUCGCGCUGUGUGGGCGGGUCUCGCGGAGAAGGGACAGGAUAGAUUGGGGUUGUGUGCGGACGUGAAGUUUAUUUCCUGGGAUGGCAAUGUGGACUCGUAUAGGAUUGGAGAUGAAGUCGAAGUCGUGUUUACGAAGAACGCGGAGUGAGAGCGGGAACUGUAUUAGACGGCUCAUGCCAGGCAGUGGACACGAAUUCGUCAGAUCUUGUACACAAUGCUUAAAGGUAGGAUAAGUAGAAGAGCAAGAAAUCAUGAAAACAUACAAC
Messenger RNA from Dothidotthia symphoricarpi CBS 119687, 1445 nucleotides. RefSeq lists its product as uncharacterized. The transcript is spliced from 2 exons. Lineage: Eukaryota; Fungi; Ascomycota; Dothideomycetes; Pleosporales; Dothidotthiaceae. The coding region runs from base 53 to 1327 and encodes 424 amino acids. The record is from RefSeq and is a predicted model, not a curated record.